AUGGCUCGAUACCCGCCUCCGAGGCGCCUAGACCGACGCGCCGGGCCCUAUUGCUUUCCGCCUUCGCACCGUCCCCAGCAUGCGCCCUUUGACGUCGAAGGUGCGAGCGAAAGAGUCUCAUCGAUCCGAUCGAGGUGGCAGAGCAUCGAGGGCAAUCGGGAGGCGUGGAUCCAGCGCGACCAGAGCGAAGCAUUCGAGGCGUCGCUCUCCGCGUCGUCCCAGGAAGCCGUGACAGCCGACCCAAGCGGCUCCUCCCAGGGCGAACCCACGUGCUCGCCCGAAAGCGAGCUCAAUCAAGCCCGUUUGGGCGGUCAUGACAUGCCGCCCCCUCCUCCGCCCGUCGAGGAGCUCCUUCGGACGUCGAUGACUGCGCUGCUGCCCACUGAUGUCAGCUGCGGCAUCACCACACUGGCAGUCGGCACGCGUCUGUUUGAAACGAGGCCGGCCAUACGGCCGCUCCAGGCCUGUCUGACGGCGUCGGGCAGCCUCUUUGUCGACGUAGACACGGGCGCCCGAAUUACCCGCAACGACCUGCUCCCGCCAGAUUUACGCUGCCGCCACAGCGACACGGUGCUCGCCGACACGCGCGCCAUUUGGCCCUUCGUCGCCGACCAGGAUCAGCCGGAAGAGAUCCGCCCGGGACGACACGACGAGCGACUCGGCCUCUUCGAGAUCGUGCUCGCCGAUGUGGUGCACGUGUGGACCUCGUCGGCCAAGCGUCCAGGUUAUGUUGUCCUCAGCAUCAAGGAGGGAAGCGCCACCGCGCAACGCAUCGAGGCCCUCUCGACUGCGUCGGCCUUUUUCUGUGGCGCAAGUUGCCAAAAGGCGCGCAUCGAGGCCCACCCACAACAGCGCAUCGUGCUCCAUCUCGACGUGGCCAAAAAGGCGGCACAGAUCGUCGAGCACGCGGUCCUCGCCCGCGAAGCUCAGGCUGAGCACCAGCCUCUCGACCUUUGCGAGCCGGCAACGCUACAACGGCUCCGAAGCGUGGCCGAUGGGCUCAUCGCCAAGAUCUGGCUGGAGCUCGUCGACCGGAUCCAGCGAUCAAGCGGUCCGAUUACGUUCCUGGCGGCGCGACACCUCGACGAGACGCUGUCGACGCUCCUGAAUUGUGCGACGAAGGCCCAGGCGACCGAGAUGCCCUUCUUCCACGACAUCGUCCGCCUACCCGCCGCGCUCUUCUCCGUCGAUGGCACCGUCUACCUUGCUUCGGCGGCCACGGCAGCUCGCCCGGCGCGGCCGGCCGAGAGGAUCCGAUUGGCCUGGGACGACCCGCAAGAGUCCAAGUCGAUCGACUGGAGCGCUCAGCGCGUCGUCUGGCUUCGCCUGGCAAGGGAGCUGCGCGCAGUCGUCUCGGAACCGUCGAGCCCCGGCAGGGCACCCGAGGACGACGAGGUGGACGGGGUGGAGCGCUGCGUUCUGCUGUGGCCCAACGCGACAGAGAUCGAAAGGCUGAUCAAGAUCGAGGCGAUGGUCAUCGACGUCGGGCAGGACUGCAACACAGCCACCUGGAGGAGUGAGGUGGAGAUCGACCAGACCGACAUCAAGCUGCUGGAGGUCGAUCUCGGGAGGACGACAUUGGUGGCCAUCACCCUGAAGCGCGCGAGCGCCUCGUCGACGUGCAUCAACGUCUGUCCACCGGACCAGCGUAUCCCUCGACGUUCCAGAGAAGACUCUUCUGCGGCGGCAUCGCAUUGCGGCUUUGGCCAGGCGGGCUUUUUGCCACCGGUGCAGAGCGUCGGGGCCGACAAGGUGGUCGUCUGCCUCGAUCUGGACGCCCGAGCGCCGAGCACCGAUCCCGCCAAUGCGGCGCACCUGGCACAACUGCUGGAGCUGCUCAGGUGCGAGCUGGGAGAUGAGCGCGUACGUCCGCUCGAAAAGGAAGAAGCAAAGCGUCUGAGUGCGGCGCUGGGCGUGUGA
This is a messenger RNA of Pseudozyma flocculosa PF-1, 1920 nucleotides long. RefSeq lists its product as uncharacterized. The transcript has 4 exons. Lineage: Eukaryota; Fungi; Basidiomycota; Ustilaginomycetes; Ustilaginales; Ustilaginaceae. The record is from RefSeq and is a predicted model, not a curated record. Bases 1 to 1920 code for a protein of 639 amino acids.